Molecule: messenger RNA, 1598 nt
Organism: Dama dama (fallow deer)
Lineage: Eukaryota; Metazoa; Chordata; Mammalia; Artiodactyla; Cervidae
Gene: PLEKHO1
Product: pleckstrin homology domain containing O1
Exons: 6
Coding region: 251-1480 (409 amino acids)
Biological process (GO): regulation of myoblast fusion
Cellular component (GO): muscle cell projection membrane; ruffle membrane
Source: RefSeq, a predicted model, not a curated record
GGGCCGCGUGGGCGCCGGGAUGGAGGGCGCCGAGGGGCGGGGAGCAGGCGUGCGUGUGUGUGCGAGCGCGAGGGAGGCCGGCCUUUAGUGUAACCGGAGCUACAAAGAAGGGGAGAGUCCGGGAGAGGGAGGGAGGAGCGGCGGCGGCGCCGGGGGCCUCUGCGCACCCUCCCCGUGGGCAGGAGCCCCCUCGCAGCGGCCUCGGCCCCCGACGCGGGGCCGCCCCUCGGCGCCCGCCCGGCAGCCCGGAAUGAUGAAGAAGAACAAUUCCACCAAGAGGGGGCCUCAGGAUGGAAACCAUCAGUGUGCACCGCCUGAGAAGGUCGGCUGGGUCCGGAAAUUCUGCGGGAAAGGGAUUUUCAGGGAGAUUUGGAAAAACCGCUACGUGGUGCUGAAAGGGGACCAGCUCUACAUCUCUGAAAAGGAGGUAAAAGAUGAGAAAAACAUUCAAGAGGUGUUUGACCUGAGUGACUAUGAGAAGUGUGAAGAGCUCCGGAAAUCCAAGAGCAGGAGCAAGAAGAAUCAUAGCAAGUUCACUCUUGCCCACUCCAAACAGCCCGGGAACACGGCACCUAACCUGAUCUUCCUGGCAGUGAGUCCGGAAGAGAAGGAAUCCUGGAUCAAUGCCCUCAACUCCGCCAUCACCCGAGCCAAGAACCGCGUCCUGGAUGAGGUCACCGUUGAGGAGGACAGCUAUCUCGCCCACCCUACUAGAGACAGGGCAAAAAUCCAGCACUCCCGCCGCCCUCCGACUCGGGGACAUCUAAUGGCUGUGGCUUCAACCUCUACCUCGGAUGGGAUGCUGACCUUGGACCUGAUCCAGGAGGAAGACCCUUCCCCUGAGGAGCCAACCUCCUGUGCUGAGAGCUUCCGGGUCGACCUGGAUAAGUCUGUGGCCCAGCUCGCAGGCAGCCGGCGGAGAGCAGACUCGGAUCGUGUCCAGCCCUCCUCGGACCGGGUAGGCGGCCUUCCCCGACUCUGGGAAAAGCCAGACAAAGGGGCCACCUACACCCCACAGGCACCCAAGAAGUUGACCGCCACAGAAAAAAGCCGUUGUGCCUCCCUGGAGGAGAUCUUGUCUCAGCGGGACGCUGCACCAGCCCACACCCUCCAACGACGGGCCGAGGACCCCCCAACCCCCAUCCCACCCCACCCGGGGCAGCUGUCCCGGAUCCAGGACCUGGUAGCCAGGAAACUGGAGAAGACUCAGGAGCUGCUGGCAGAGGUUCAGGGACUGGGAGACGGGAAGCGAAAGGCCAAGGACCCCCCUCGGUCUCCUCCCGAUUCUGAGUCAGAGCAGCUGCUGCUGGAGACGGAGCGGCUGCUGGGAGAGGCAUCGUCGAAUUGGAGCCAGGCGAAGAGGGUGCUGCAGGAGGUCAGGGAGCUGAGGGACCUGUACAGACAGAUGGACCUGCAGACCCCCGACUCCCACCUCAGACAGACCACCCAGCACAGUCACUACCGGAAGAGCCUGAUGUGAAGGCCAGUGCCAGAGUCUGGAACUCAUGGGGGUGGACAGAUUCUUCUCUCCAAGUGUUGCAGGAUAAAAGCUUUUUUAUUUACCUCAGUCAAAAAAAGAAAACAAAAACACAAUCGAA